GCAUAACCUGUAUAUACCCCCGUUCCCAAUCCUAUUUUCAUUUCUUUAUCCACCCCUUGUACCGCUCUCAAUAGCCUUCGGCUGAGUAACAAAGGAAAAGAGAUGGCGUUCGAUACAGAAGUUCUGAUCAUAGGCGCGGGAAUGAGCGGUCUCGGUCUCGCCGUCCAACUCAUCCGCACGUACAAUCUCCGCACCUUUGAGAUCGUGGAGAAGAGUGAGGAUGUGGGCGGAACGUGGAACGUGAAUACGUAUCCGGGGUGCGGGUGUGAUGUCGCUUCGCACUUCUACUCGUACAGCUUCGCAUUGAAUCCAGACUGGAGCCGCAAGUACUCGCACCAGCGCGAGAUCCAGGCGUAUUUCCAGGACGUAGCAGAGCAAUAUCGAGUCCUUGAGCAUAUCCGGUUUCACUCUACUGUAGAAAAAGCGGCAUGGAAUGAGAAGGAUAAGAUGUGGGAAGUCGAGGUUUUGGAUUGGAAAACGAAGGGGAAGACGGUGCGGAGGGCGAAGAUUCUUGUGUCGGGGGUUGGAGCGCUGUCUGUGCCCAAGGAAUGCGACAUCCCAGGCGCAGAAGUGUACAAAGGACGGUUAUUUCAUUCUGCAAAGUGGGAUCAUGGGUUUGAUUGGGGUGGGAAGGAUGUUGUUGUUCUCGGAAACGGCUGCUCCGCCACCCAAUUCGUCCCCAUCCUCGCCAACCCCCCCAAUCCAACCCGCACCCUCAUCCAAUUCAGCCGCCAAGCUCAGUUCCUCUCUGAACGCCAGAACCCCGUUUACUCAGAUACCUUCAAAGUCAUAAUGCGCUACGUCCCCCUCGCCAUGCGCCUCUACCGCCUAAAAUUCUACCUCGAUAUGGAGCGCGACUACAGCGGUUUCUCCAUCGACUCCGGACACGCCAUCCGCCAGGCCCUAGCUAAGGAAAACGCCGCGUAUGUAAAGAACGUGGCGCCGCCGCGGUACUGGGACGCACUCAUCCCUACAGUCGAAGUGGGUUGUAAGAGAAAAGUGCUGGAUACAGAUUACCUAAAGACACUCUGGCGCGAGAAUGUCGAGCUUAUAUUCGAUGAUGCUGUGGCAAGGAUAUCGGAAACGGGGGUUGUAACAAGGGAGGGGAGGGAGAUUAGGGCGGAUGCCAUUGUAUUGGCGACGGGGUUUAAGACGCAGCAGAUGUUGGUGCCGAUGGAGAUUGUGGGGAGGGAUGGGGUGGGGUUGAGGGAGUAUUGGGAUAAAACCUCGCGCGGCGUCGCACAAGCUUACUUCGGCACCGUUGUGCCGCACUUUCCCAAUUUCUUCAUACUGAUGGGUCCGAAUACCGUUACGGGCCAUCUCAGCGUCAUCUACAGCGUCGAGUGCCAGAUCAAUUUCAUUUUGCGUCUUCUCGAUCCCAUUAUCAAAUCGCUGCCAUCGUACCGAUUGCGCUCGUGGGUUCCGAGCUUCUUCGCCGCGGCGCCGGCGAGCGUCGAAGUCAAGUCUGGAGCCGCGGCUGCAGAUUCCCGAUGGACACAAGACGCAGCGAAGAAGCUGGUCUGGGCGACUGGAUGUGUGAAUUGGGCUGUUGAUGCUAAGACAGGGCUUAACAAUAUGAUGUAUCCAGAUUGGCAAUUCAUGUUCUGGCUCAGGAGCGUGUUCUGGAAGAAGAAUGAUUUUAUAUAUUUGGAUAAGGAGACGGGGAGGGAAGUUAAUCCGCAUGCGCGGAAGACGGCACUGAGGCUGGUCACUGUUGCAGCGGUUGCAAGCGGCGCUCUUCUGGGCCGACACUGGAUAAGAGAUGAGCUGCCUCGCAGGCUGAAGGACUUUGACACACGGGCAUUGCUGAAGAGCUUGAAAGGGUAGAUUAUAGUUGGGCACCGCUAUCGGCCUACAUAGGUACAUACAUACAUAAGUCUGCUCCUCCUACCGCUCGCCUUAAAUCACGCAGAGCUAGCCCAA
Messenger RNA from Bipolaris sorokiniana ND90Pr, 1923 nucleotides. RefSeq lists its product as uncharacterized. Gene Ontology annotation, molecular function: flavin adenine dinucleotide binding; N,N-dimethylaniline monooxygenase activity; NADP binding. The transcript has 5 exons. NCBI's taxonomy places the organism in Eukaryota, Fungi, Ascomycota, Dothideomycetes, Pleosporales, Pleosporaceae. Bases 103 to 1827 code for a protein of 574 amino acids. The record is from RefSeq and is a predicted model, not a curated record.